Cladocopium goreaui is the source of this 714-nucleotide messenger RNA. Lineage: Eukaryota; Dinophyceae; Suessiales; Symbiodiniaceae. The record is from the annotation of a GenBank genome assembly.
AUGGCGUCGACAGUGGAAGUAGAAAACCAAGGGACUUGGCCUCCGUGGAUACCUCCUACACUAUCCUCAAAUUUGCCAGUGGGCCUUCAAGGGGUUCUCUCUCCUCAAGACUAUCAGGCCAUCAAGAGCAACUUUGAUCAAAUGCUGGCCCCCACCGCUGUCAACAAACGCACCAUGGUGGCCUUCCUUGUGGUCCCACUCAUCGUGCUCUCGAUCAUUCUUGUCACGACGCUGGUCCAGUUCUACCAGGGUGAGCAGCAGAUGACGGUCUACAUCGGCGGUGGGUUUGGAACAUUUUUCUUAGUGACAUCAGUGUUCUCGGCACUUCAGAGGCACAUCAGAGAGAUGAAACGGAGACGUGACAAUGCGUACAACAGUUUCGUGACACAAAUGAAUCAGAAUUUCCCUCAGACGCAGUGGGAGAUCCAGGAGUUUGAAUCGAGAGGCCUCAUCGGCCUCAUCUCCUUCACAGUAGUUCCAACUGGCGCAACACUGCCAGCAGCAAUUGUGUCUGACGGCGUUGCACCUGGUGCGACUGUGCCGGUGGUGGCGGCUGUGGUGGUUGGAUCUGCUGAGACCAACGAGGGCAAUCCGAUUCAAGUGACUCCUAUGGUGGUUUCAGGAGGUGUGAAGAAUUUCUGCUCUGGCUGCGGAGCUCCACGUGGCUCUGGGCCGUUCUGCAGCCAAUGUGGGCAGCGUUUGGAAACCGCGUAG